This is a messenger RNA of Humulus lupulus (European hop), 2444 nucleotides long. Its product is annotated as AP2-like ethylene-responsive transcription factor AIL6. Gene Ontology annotation, biological process: regulation of DNA-templated transcription. The record is from RefSeq and is a predicted model, not a curated record. Gene Ontology annotation, molecular function: DNA binding; DNA-binding transcription factor activity. NCBI's taxonomy places the organism in Eukaryota, Viridiplantae, Streptophyta, Magnoliopsida, Rosales, Cannabaceae. The transcript has 10 exons. Bases 567 to 2114 code for a protein of 515 amino acids.
GACCUUGUUUCAGACAUAUUUUCUUCCGCGCAGAGCCAAAAGUCUCUCUCCCACAUAUUUUUUUUAAUAUAUAAUUUCUCUCUCUACUUUUUUUUCUCUGAAAACUAUUUCAGUAUAAUGAGCUGAAACCGCUUCAUCUUCAUCUUCUUCUUUCCCCUAUAUAAACCACCUGUGACCUUCUCAUUCAUUUCUUCUUCUUCUUCUUCUUCUCUCUGAACAAUUUAAGGCUUUUAUUUCAGUUUGUUCUUUUUGGAAGACUGUAACUCCCCAAGCAAACAAACAAACAAGCUCUUUCACCUUUUGCAUGCACUACUUCAUUCAUCACUACAUUUCUGCAUUUACCAUUCUACUCCUUCCUAUCUAAAAAAUGGCUUCCAAUGGUAGACUUAUCUAAAUAAUUUAUACAUAUAUAUAUUCAACUUUUUUUUUUCUUGAUCCUGAGUUAGGAAGUCUUAGUAACGGUUCAAGUGGAAAGAAGAGAAGGGAAAACAAAGAAUAGUAGUGACAAUAAAGACUGGUGACGAAGAAGUUGAGGUGUGAGUGAGAGAAUAGUACAACUACAAGUAAUGGCUCCGGGGACGAAUAACUGGCUUUCAUUUUCUCUGUCUCCAUUGGAAAUGUUGAGGUCCUCUGAUAAUAAUCAGUCUCCAUUCAUGGCUUAUGAUACUUCCUCCACUGCUUCUCCUCAAUAUUUACUUGAUAGUUUCUACUCUAAUGGCUGGACGAACCAGAAAUCCCAAGUAUUUUUUCCAGAAGGUGAAGACCAUCAAGGCAAACAAAAUGGCCAUGCGGCAAGCAUUGCUGAAUCACCGAUUCUGACCAGCUUCAUAGAUCCACGUACCCAAAACCACCCAGUUCCGAAGCUCGAAGACUUUCUUGGGGACUCGUCGUCGUUGGUUCGGUACUCCGAUAGCCAAACAGAGACCCAGGACUCGUCCCUCACCCAAAUCUACGACCACAGUUCGGCCUAUUUUAACGAUCAACAGCAUGAUCUUAAAGCCGUUACGGCAUUUCAGGCUUUCUCUACCAACUCGGGCUCAGAAGUAGACGACUCAGCAUCAAUCCCAAGAGCUCAGCUGGGUUGCGGAGAGUUCACGGGUACUCAUUCUAUUGAGUCGUCCGGAAACGAGUUGGCAUUCUCGAGCUGUCCUACGGGUUCGUUGUCUCUUGGAGUUGCUACUAAGACCUCUGAGAAGGCCAUUGUUCUCGCUGCUACAGAUUCCACAAAAAAGAUUUCCGAUACGUUUGGCCAGCGAACAUCAAUUUACAGAGGGGUCACAAGGCAUAGGUGGACGGGUAGAUAUGAAGCGCAUCUAUGGGAUAACAGCUGUAGAAGAGAGGGUCAGGCCAGGAAAGGUCGUCAAGUAUACUUGGGUGGCUAUGACAAGGAAGACAAAGCAGCCAGGGCUUACGAUUUGGCCGCUUUAAAAUACUGGGGUCCUACUGCGACCACCAACUUUCCUGUUUCGAACUACAGUAAGGAAUUGGAAGAAAUGAAACAUGUGACCAAGCAAGAAUUUAUUGCAUCCCUUAGAAGAAAAAGUAGUGGUUUCUCAAGGGGUGCUUCAAUAUACAGGGGUGUAACAAGACAUCAUCAGCAAGGUCGAUGGCAAGCAAGAAUUGGCCGUGUUGCCGGGAACAAAGAUCUAUACCUUGGAACCUUUGCCACCGAAGAGGAAGCAGCCGAGGCAUAUGACAUUGCUGCUAUAAAGUUCAGAGGUAUAAAUGCAGUGACAAACUUUGAGAUGAAUCGAUAUGAUGUUGAAGCGAUUGCAAAAAGUGCUCUUCCUGUAGGCGGAGCAGCUAAGCGCCUAAAGCUCUCCCUUGAAGCGGAGGAGAAACCAACUAUAAACCAUCAUGACCAUCAAAAUCAAUGCAACAAUACCAGCAGCAGCAACAACAUCAGCUUUUCAGCUAUGCAGCCAGUUUCAACCAUCCCAUGUGGAAUACCUUUUGAUGCAGCAACUUCAGCUCUUUAUCAUCAGAAUCUCUUCCACCAUUUUCAAUCUAAUUACAUGGGAAACUCUGAUACUACUGUGGGUUCAACCCCGGCCAUGGGGGGAAUGAUUCCUCAGCCUGCUGAGUUCUUCAUAUGGCCUCACCAGACUUGUUGAUAUGGGAUGCUAUAUAAGUAAGUAGUUAGUGGUAUUUUCCAGUCCCUUAAUGUUAGCAGCUAACAACAUUACCGAAAGCCCUCUGUAUGUGGCUUCCUUUCCGGCUGACCAAAAAUCUGACCCCUUUAAUCCCACCUCUCGACCUUGAGGAGUUAGAAGUAAAGGCUAGGAGGUUUUUCUCUUUUUGGUAUGCAGGCUAUAUAACUACUCGAUACAGUAGGAAAAGCUGGAUCUUGUAAUAUUUAACUUGUUUAGAUGGUACAUUGGCUGAAAGGAGGAUAUCUAGUUCAGAAAAAUUUCAUUGAAGAUCUUUUUCUUUCAUUUUUUGCA